Vigna unguiculata (cowpea) is the source of this 932-nucleotide messenger RNA. RefSeq lists its product as uncharacterized. The record is from RefSeq and is a predicted model, not a curated record. NCBI's taxonomy places the organism in Eukaryota, Viridiplantae, Streptophyta, Magnoliopsida, Fabales, Fabaceae.
AUUACAGCGUACACUGUGAGUAGCAUCUUCGGUCCCGAUUCUGGCAUCUUAUUAGAGAUCCCACCCUCCUCUGUCUCUUCCUUCGCCCCUUAUAUCUUCCUCUCUCUCAUUCAAUUCUUCUCUCACAACACAAAAUCUUCAAUCCAAUAGUGCACACACCAAAACAACAUGAACGUGUUGGAUUCUAACGUCGAAGCUCUGGCCUUCAACUACUUGAGCUUCGGUUUGCUCACAGCCCUCAACAGUUUAUGGACCUGGCUCGCUCUUCUCACCGCCGCACUCAGCUUCUGGAAGAUCCGAUCCGCGGGCUACCCCAGGCCCAGGCCCACGUCCAAGCCCAUGCCCGAGACCCGACCCUCCGCCGAGCCCGCCCGCCAGACUCCCAACAAGGAGAAGACACAGCCAACGCGAGAAGCGGUUAAUGCUAACGGCGGCGCGGAGGAGGACGUUGACGGCUUGACGAAGGGGAAGUUUACAGUGUAUUACGACGGGCACGUGCAAUGCACGUGCGACAGCGAGAGCGAGAACGAGGGGUGUGGAGAGAGAGAGCGCUCCGGAACGGAGUGGUGGGAGAGGUGGGAGAGGCUGUUACGGCUGAGAAACGGGGAGAGUGAAAACGGGUGGUACACGUGGCAGGAUGUGACGGAGCUUAACGGCAACGUUGUUAGAUUAUGGGACGGUGGAUUAACUGGUUCUUUCGCCAGAGAAUCGUGGUACAACAGCUCCAACUGUAUCCAUGUCUGGUAACAGAUGUCACAAAAUAGUAAUCAUUGUAAGAUUUAGGUUAUGGCAUGAAUUGUUGUGUUGGAUUUACCUCUUCCUCAAAGGUGGAAGAUAUUACUGAAAUUUGAGAAUGUAUGUACAUAUAUGGUAAUUUUGUAUGGAAAAUUUUGUUGAUGAAAUAAUAAAAUUAGUGCAAUAAAAUAAAAAAA